Molecule: messenger RNA, 1158 nt
Organism: Cooperia oncophora
Lineage: Eukaryota; Metazoa; Nematoda; Chromadorea; Rhabditida; Trichostrongylidae
Source: the annotation of a GenBank genome assembly
AUGAUAAACAACGGCGAAAAGAGCGUACAAAGUUACAAGGAAGCAACCAUGACAGACGAAAUGGAAAGAGAGCUUGACCGUAUCCUCGAAGAGGAUGACGCACGAGACAGUAAGCUGAAUGAGGUCCAGCAACAGCUGGCACAGCUGCAAGCUCAGGUCGUACUGCUAACCCAACAGCAAAAUCGCGACGAGACACUGGCAGAAGGGUACUGCCACUUAGAAAACCGCUUAGGUUUUGAAGCCCAGGCAAGUGGACAAAGACAUGCUUUGCAGGUUCCAUCGACUCAUGCUGACACGGAACAUGCGAUGGAGUGCGGCGAGACCCAGCAAGCCGACUUCCGCAGAACUUUUACGCUGCUAAACGCCAACGAUGUGCAGCCAGCAACAAGCCUGCAGCCGAUCGAGUUCGACGCGGUAAGCGCGGCGGAAGGUAGGCGCUUGUCUAUGCAAUGUGACUUGUCGAAAGCUAGACAAUACAGUCACCAGAACGUAUUUCAGAGCAACGCUGUCGGGAACGAGCCACAGCAAGCCACGGAUUCACCUCACGCCAGCCAAGGACAACUCCCUAAGAGGUUUGUCUCCAACCUCUUUGACGAUGCGAGUUCGCACAUUGAUACCGGGGUUGGGACAAUCUUAGCGGCGAUGGCACUUCCGGAGGUUAAGAUCUUUGAUAACCCAGACGGUAAAGGAUUUACGGAAUUUGUUAAGUCCUUUUCGAUGAAAUAUGGUAGGAUCGGCCUCCCGGAUGACUUAUUGAUUCAUCUGAUGAGCGAAAAGCUGGAAGGGCAUCCAAAAGCAGAAGAGGUCAGACAAGGGCGAUUUGCUGAUGUUGUGGCUGCGCUCACUGCAAAGUUUGCUGAGAACACUUCUGCUAAACGUAUGGAAUCGCACGUUAAGCUGAAACAGCUCAGGAUGACGAAGUCAGUCACUGAGUACUGUGUUCAACUGGAAAAUUUAACACGGACAGCAAAUCCCAGUGCCUCUGAAACUGACUUAUCUAUGCAGAGAGCGAGUGAACUGAUUUCUCAGCUCACUAAAUGGCCUGAGUAUUUUCAACUUUUCGCCGUCAUGGAAUCUGCAGCUCCCCUGAGGUUUAUGAGAAGCUCAAAGACCUUGCGCAAGGGAUUGAAAGAAGCAAGACGGUCGCAGAAGCGAUGA